AUGCCAGUAAGUAACCUCGAGAUGUCUGACAUAAAAAUUAAAAAAGUAACUGUAGUUACUUGCACUACGUAUAAUUAGAGCCAUCACUAAUUCGAAAGCCGUUGUCCUCAAUGUAGAGACAGGUGCCAAGCCAAGAGAGACGACGCUGGCAUGGCCUUCUCUCCAAUAUGGGAAUAUCCUUUACUGAUGGAAUUCGCCACCUUGGCCCACCGGGUCUGGCCACACAGUGCAUGGUGCUCGGCAGUGGAGCCCCAAUUACUGAGGACCUCCUCCCCCCAGGAGACAGCCCUCAGAAGCCUGUCAUGGGGUGGACUCUCCCUGGCUUGAUCUCCAUCUUUCUGCCUGAGUUCCCACACCGUAAAUUCCCUGGGCAAGACGAUUUCCAGGUAGUCCUCCUUAACUUCAUUUGCAUUGAACACUUGGACCACAGAUGUUAUCAAUGUUUGAAGAAAAUGUUUUCAUGCUGCCUCUUCAGCAGGGUGGGGGGAAUCAAUUAUGUAAUGGUCUGUCUGAUGUAAAAAAUAAAAUUAAAAACGGUGGAACCUACCUGUAAUGAUACUAACGUUUAAUAAUAUUGCAACAUUUGAAUCUCACUUUCUCUCCAUGACAUUCAGAUCCUGGGCUUCAUAGCCAAAGGCUCUUUUGGUCCUAUUUUGAAAGUAAAGGACAGGUCGAAGGAGAAGACUUAUGCAGUUAAGGUGAAUCUCUCCUCAGCCUCCUGCCACAUCACAUUUAACCAGCACUAUAUUUCAUGUGACAUCUACACACAUCUAGUGUAUUCUAUUCCCACGGUAUUUAAUGUUCCUGUAUUGUGUUGCUCUACAGGUUUUACCCAAGUCUGAGAUACUGAAGCAUGGGGUCCUGGAACAGUCAAAGGAGGAGGUCAUCAUUCAGGUAGGUCACACUGCAGGAUGACCUGGAAAGCUGCUAUCCUGAGCAGGCUUUAGCUUAGGGCCUGACUUAGUUUAGGGGAUAACAUGCUGGAAACAAUGACUCACUGAGCUAUAACAAUGACUAUGACAAUUAUCCCUAUGAGCAUCUGUGCAACAACAAGCAUGGUCCCAUGGAACUUUUGCUAUAAAAAACAACAACCUUUGCCAUCAUUGAAGAUACCUGGUUGCAUUCAGAUCCCUCCUAAAUCACAUUGUUCUAGUGAGUGUCUUUGCUGACAUCCACACUGUUGCUGCUGCUGUGUGUGUUGCCUGUUGCGUUGCAGCGGCAGGUCAGCCACCCAUUCCUCCACAAUCUGCAGGACUGCUGGCAGACCCAGCGCCACCUCUUCAUUAGUGAGUGACUAAUGUGAUAUAGCUAGAUCCCUCCUUCCCCUUUGUUUUAUUCUCUCCUCUCUUUACCCUCCCUGUGUCUCACGUAGGAGCUUCCCACUGGGCACAGACAUCAAGUCAACGUCUAUUCCAUGUUGGUUCAACGUAAUUUCAUUGAAAUGACGUGGAAACAACGUUGAUUCAACCAGUGUGUGCCCAGUGGGUUGUCUCGCUCUCCCUAACAGGAGUGUCUACGAUGGCAUUGACUGGCCUUGCUGCUAUUCAGUGUUGUCUCCCUCAGUUUGAGCCCCAUGACUCGUCUGAAGAAUUAUACUGCCAUCUACUGAGAUUUCAGGGUGUAGCAUACAUUCCUGUGGCUUCUGAACCAGUUUACCCUUCCUUUGAUUUAUUAAUAACACCCUUAUUAGUGGAUAAUGGCAUGUUUGAGUUCAUUUGUGUCUCUGACUGACAGUUAGCUCCUUCCCCAGCAUCACCCCUUCCUACGCUUCCCCCAGCCUUAAAAAACGUCCAACUGUGUGACUUCCGACAAUUGAUCGUUUUCUCCUAUUGCUUCUCUCCUCCAUUGCUCCUUCCUUUUCAAGUGCUUGUGUUUCAGCAGGGGUCAUCUACUCCCAGCCCUGGAUCAGUGUACUGUGCAUAGCCUUGUUAUGUUCUAAGAUAGAUCAUUGUGUGUGACUGUGUCUGUCUUCCCACAGUGUGUGACUACUGCAGUACUGGAGACCUGUAUACCUACUGGUUACUGAAGGGCCAGUUUGGGGAGGAUGAGGCUCGGGUGUUCGCUGCAGAGCUAGGCUGUGCUUUGGGUGAGUGUCCCUCGUGUGUAUAUGCACAAUAUAGUUCUGCAAAAUGUGUAUGAAAUCAUUGUUUAAGUUUCACCUUUACUUGGAUUAUAAUGUGUGUGUCUGAUCGGUAGGUUUCCUUCACGACUUUGGGAUCAUGCAUAGGGAUGUGAAGGUAUGAACAUUUGUUUGAUAAUGAACAUUAUACUUUAUACAUAACUUAUGCUUUCUUGCAUCUAAAUAACUUAUUUAUAACUUCACAGAAAAGUUUAUAAUCAUCUGAUUUUUCUGGAUUUUUUAGAUGGAGAAUGUCCUUCUGUCUGACCAAGGUAAUGCUAGCUUAAAUUAUAUAUUAAUAUAUAAUAUAUGCCAUUUAGCAGACACUUUUAUCCAAAGCAACUUAGUCAUGCAUGUGUAGCACAUGGGGAUGUGUGAAACAGCCUUUAGUGUCCCGCUUGUGUCACCUCAUUAGCUGUCUUUUGAGGUGGCGUGAUUGGCUAAGACACUUGAGGGAGGACGGUCACGUGUUUGUGAGGCAGAGAUUCUGAGUUCGUGCCAGGUAUGGGCCGAAUCGGGAGGAAGUAGUACUCGCUAAGCAAGCAGCGUGAUGUCUUUUACACAUGCAUACAUUUUACGUAGGGUUUAGUUUACUUUCUACUGCAAUAAAAUAUAAGAGAACAAUAGAGGGCCUUAUAAUACAGUGGACACUUCAGGAUUGUUGUUGUAUGGAAUAUUCUGGAAGAUAUCGGUUUAUAGUGAAACUAGUUUAAGCUUCAUAUUUGUCAGGUAGAAAAAACGGAAUUGGAUUUGUGAAGUACUGUAUGUAAAAUACUACUGUAUCUAUUUGAUGCAGGUCAUCUGCGUUUAACUGACUUUGGACUCUCUCGCCGUCUUGAGCGUGGCGCAAGAGCAUUUACAAUUUGUGGGACAAUCCAAUAUAUGGGUGAGAUGCUUGGGAUCAGGCAAAGUUAAUGGUCACUACACAUUAAGCACCUAUUAUAAUCUCACUGUGAUGGUCCUCUGUCUGAACAGCUCCUGAAGUCCUGAGUGGGGGUCCCUACAGCCAUGCUGCUGAUUGGUGGUCUCUCGGCGUUCUGUUGUUCUCAUUGGUGACUGGAAAGGUGCUGUCACCACCACAGUUCAUCAUCUUAAUUAACUGAAUAUGUGAUGAUUUAAUAGUUGUUAGAAAGGUUGUUUUUCUUCUUCUUUUAAUCUCAGUCCUGUCAUGCAAAUCUAAAUGCUCGUCUAGAGAUGUUGUUGAUGCUAAUUCUGUCCAUGACACCUCCAUAGUUCCCUGUGCCUCCAGAGCCAGACCACUGCAACAUGCUGAGAAAGGUCAGAGACUGCCCAUACUCCAUGCCCAAGACCUUCAACCCUGCACUGGCCCUUCUGCUCACAGAGGUCAGAGGUCAUCUGUAGUGGGAUUGUCUCAGAUUGGGAAACACAUUCACCUUUUAAACAGAAUAUCAACAAAUUCUCAAUGCUCUUCUUUCUUUCUUUCUCUAUCCUGUUUGUGACUCCAGCUCCUAUGCAAGAACCCAGCUCAUCGCCUGCGUAGCCUGGAGCGCUUCAAAAGGCAGACAUUUUUCCGUGGCACUUCCUUUGACUCUCAGCUGCUACAGAAGAGACCUGUUGAACUAAUUCUAGAACUGAAGAACCAUCCUGAUCGUCUAGCCAAAGCCAUGCGAGGCCUGUCUAUGGACUACUUCCAGAACUUUGACUGUGACAUCCUCCACUCCCCUACCAGCCCCACUGACUUGUCACCAACUUUGGCCAACAUUGACCUGAGCCAGACCCUGGCUACAGCGCAGGGUUUAAGCACAUGA
Molecule: messenger RNA, 3888 nt
Organism: Coregonus sp. 'balchen'
Lineage: Eukaryota; Metazoa; Chordata; Actinopteri; Salmoniformes; Salmonidae
Source: the annotation of a GenBank genome assembly